Messenger RNA from Glossina fuscipes, 2359 nucleotides. RefSeq names its product protein gooseberry-neuro (gene gsb-n). The record is from RefSeq and is a predicted model, not a curated record. The transcript has 5 exons. Bases 248 to 1717 code for a protein of 489 amino acids. NCBI's taxonomy places the organism in Eukaryota, Metazoa, Arthropoda, Insecta, Diptera, Glossinidae. Gene Ontology annotation, molecular function: DNA-binding transcription factor activity, RNA polymerase II-specific; RNA polymerase II cis-regulatory region sequence-specific DNA binding. Gene Ontology annotation, biological process: anatomical structure development; regulation of transcription by RNA polymerase II.
UUUUGUUUUUUUCUUUCGCCUCAUUUGCAAAUACCGUUAACAUUUAGCUUUAACUACUAAUAACAUGAAAGAUUCAUUGAAAAUGCCUUAACAACAUCCGUCGGUAAUUUAUACUUAGUGAUAGCAAGUGAAAAGAAAAAUAAAAAAUAAGAAAAGUAAAAAAUUAAUGAAAAAAAAUAAUAUUGAAAGAAAAUGCAAAAGCGUUUAAGAAAGAGUGCAAUCAUUUAAUUACUUUAUUCCAAGAUUUAUGCAAUUUUUGAAAAAAAUCCUUAACAAAAUGGAUAUGACGAGUGCCAAUUCGUUGAAUAUGCGACCAUUUUUUGCUGGAUAUCCGUUUCAGGGCCAAGGUCGUGUUAACCAAUUGGGUGGUGUUUUUAUUAACGGUCGUCCUUUACCGAAUCAUAUACGUUCAGAAAUUGUAAAAAUGGCCAGCAAUGGUAUACGGCCUUGCGUGAUAUCACGAAAAUUGCGCGUCUCGCAUGGCUGCGUAUCGAAAAUUUUGAAUCGUUAUCAAGAGACUGGUUCAAUACGUCCGGGUGUUAUAGGCGGCUCAAAACCGAAAGUAACUUCGCCAGAAAUUGAAACACGCAUUAAACAAAUGUAUAAAGAAAAUCCCGGUUUAUUUAGUUGGGAAAUACGAGAGAGAUUAAUUAAGGAAGGUUUCGCGGAACCACCUUCAACAUCAUCAAUAAGUCGAUUAAUACGAGGCAGCUGUGAAGACGGACGCAAAGAUUACAGCAUACAUGGCAUUUUAGGUGCCCGUGAUUCGGAUAUGAGUGAUACGGAAUCAGAACCGGGCCUACCGCUGAAACGUAAGCAACGUAGAUCUCGUACCACUUUUACUGCCGAUCAAUUGGAGGCUUUAGAACGUGCAUUUGCCCGCACCCAAUAUCCUGAUGUCUUUACGCGAGAGGAAUUGGCGCAAAGUACACAACUGACCGAGGCCCGCAUACAGGUGUGGUUUAGCAAUCGUCGAGCUCGUCUGCGUAAACAUUCUGGAGGUGGAGGCAUGAGUGCAACCGUUAAUGUUUCGGGUAUAAGCUCGGCCACAACUUCGGCUGGGGGUCCAGCGGGAACUGGUGCCUUGGGAUUUGGCUCUUUGACGAUGGGUCCGAUGGGUUACAGUCCGGCAGCGGGUACCACUGCUUCUAGUACAGUUAUAAACGAUCAGCACAGCGUGCACGCAGCAGCCGCUGCAGCUGCGGCGGCUGUCCAUCAUCCUGCCCAUCAUCAUCACCAUCAUCACCAUCAUCCGCAUCACUCACAAAUGGGCAGCUAUGAUUUAAUGGCGGCUCAAUCAGCUCAUCCAAGUUUUCCUAGUAGUUUUCACAAUUCACAUUUCAGUAGUCAAAAUUACUAUCAUCAAGACUAUUCGAAACUUUCAAUUGACGAUUUCUCAAAAUUGACUGCCGAAAGUGUUUCAAAAAUCUCACCUUCCUUACAUCUCAGUGAUAAUUAUGCCAAAUUGGAUGCAACAACAAAUUGGUCUCAAGCUGCUGCUUAUCAAACGGCGGCAGCAGCAGCUAAUUAUAAUGCAGCAGCAGUUGCUCAUCACGCUCAUCACAGUACCAGCGCUUCCACUCAACAUCCUUUAAAUGAGUACGCCAGCGGGACAGCAGUGACACAUAAUAAUCAAUUAAGUACGACGUCUGUAGCAGCAGCAGCUGCCUAUCAACACCCGCUGUCUGCUCAAGCUGAUACCAAGUACUGGUCUUGAGGAUACCCUUAAAAAAGUUUGCAGAAUUUUUUUUCCAACUGUUCAAUGUCUCAUAAUACUAUCGCAUGUGGAAAUAUAAAGAUUACAAAUCUGCUCUCAAAGUGCUGAAGAAACGUAAGUGAUCGCAGUAUAUAUGAUAUGAAAGUGCGGAUUACUCCCAAACACGUUACAUUCAUAAAAGAAUUUUUUAAGCCAAAUCCUGUUCAAAUAAUUUCAAAAAAUUUCUUCUGUAACAAAUGAGAUCCGCUGCAGCAGAACGCGGCUCACCAUUAAGAAUCCUACAUCACUUCUUUUGAUAAAGUUAUUUUUAUUCCGAUUUUGGCAAUGCUCGAGAAAGUGUUCGGAUCCGAAUCGAAUUUUACUAGCAUUCGUCUUUGGACCAAAACAUGUCGGUAUGACAAUUUUCGUCAUAACAUUUCAAAAACUACGAUCGGUAGGCUGAAUACGAGAAAGCAAGACGGACAGGCGGACGGCCAGACAAGCUCGGAAUCAUUUUGCGAAUCGAUCGAUAUAAUAAAGAAUAGGUUUUUGUCAAGCCCUUCUGGGUGUUGCGUACAUCCGCACAAGCUUAAUAUACCGUUUUAUCACAACUGAUGUAGUGGCAGCCGUCUACUAAACAUAUAUGGACACAAGUUCGCCUUA